This is a messenger RNA of Lottia gigantea (owl limpet), 2113 nucleotides long. RefSeq lists its product as hypothetical. The transcript has 15 exons. Gene Ontology annotation, molecular function: protein binding. Gene Ontology annotation, cellular component: cytoplasm; Cul4-RING E3 ubiquitin ligase complex. Lineage: Eukaryota; Metazoa; Mollusca; Gastropoda; Lottiidae. Gene Ontology annotation, biological process: negative regulation of fatty acid biosynthetic process. The annotation marks the transcript as partial. The record is from RefSeq and is a predicted model, not a curated record.
AAAAGGAAUAUGUCAACAAUCACUUGCCAAAUUGAAUUUUACAGAAAAGGGAUGGCAGCAAUAAGCUUCUAAUAGUUGCUGAUAUCAAGAAUUAGUUAACAUAUUUGAGUUACUAGAUGAUGUGGUAUGUUUAUUAAUUCGAUCGUUGGUUGUUUACUGGUAAUAAUUCAUGAUGGAUUGCAGUAAUUCUGUGAUAUUUAAAAGGAAGAUAUUUAGAGAAGUAAAUGACAAAAAUCUUCAGAGUUUUCAAAGAAGUCAGCAUGUAAAUGCAGAUCUUAUAAAUAGAUUAGGUUUAGAGAAGGAAUUAGAGGGACAUCAGGGUUGUGUGAACUGUUUAGAAUGGAAUGAGAAAGGAACGUUAUUGGCUAGUGGAUCUGAUGAUGUUCAGAUUAUGAUUUGGGAUGCAUUUAGACACAAACAAGUUACAAGUUUAAGAACUGGACAUCAAGGAAAUAUAUUUGCAGUGAAGUUUUUACCGAAUUCAAAUGAUACCAUACUAGUUAGUGGUGCUGCAGAUAGUAAGAUUAGAGUCCAUGAUAUUAAUAUGAAAGAUACAACCCAUGUGUAUAGCUGUCAUGCUGGUCGUGUUAAAAGAAUAGCUACUGCACCAACCAUUCCUUUUAUGUUCUGGAGUGCUGCAGAAGAUGGAACAAUUAUGCAAUUUGAUUUACGUUGUACAGACACCACUCAAACCAAUCCCCAGAAUGUUUUGAUUAAUUUAAAUGCACAUAUGGGAGAAUAUGCUGAAGCUAAAUGUUUAUCUGUGAAUCCUUUACGUCCUGAAUAUAUGGCUGUUGGUGCUAAUGAUCCGUAUGUAAGAGUUUAUGAUAGAAGAAUGUUAACAUGUAAACGAAUGCAAUAUCCUGGUGAAGCUAGUAAUAGAUUUCCAUGGGAUCAUCCGCAUUUAGAUUCAUUUAGUGAUGAAGACUAUAGUUUACCUAUUGGUUGUGUUGAUUAUUAUGUAGCAGGACAUCUACCAAAGAAACAGUCAGAUUACAUGAAAUUUAAAAGAUAUAGAAGUUUAGCAUCAACUUAUGUAACAUUUGGUCCAACAGGGUCUGAAUUGUUGGUGAAUCUUGGUGGUGAACAGAUAUAUUUAUUUGAUAUAAAUAGAAAGAGACAUGCACAGAAAUAUGAUAUUUCUCUAUUCAAAUCUUCGAAAGUCGAAUUCUGGACUGAUUUAGACAAAACUGUGAAAUCAGAUGUAAAACUUCCACCAAGAGUUGAAUACUUAAAGAAGAGAGCUAACAAUUAUUUUGAAAAAGAAGAGUUCACAAAAGCCAUUAUAAUGUAUAAUCAAGCUAUAUCACAACUAUCCAACUCUUCCGUCCUUUAUAGUAAUCGGGCAGCAGCUUAUAUGAAACGCAAAUGGGAUGGUGAUCUAUAUGCAGCAUUAAGAGAUUGUCACUGUGCCUUGAAAUUAGAGCCAACUCAUCUUAAAGCUCAUUUUAGAUUGGCACGGUGUUUAUUUGAAUUAUCUUGGGCUUCAGAAGCUUUUCAAUGCUUACAAGAAUUUAAAGCUAUGUUUCCAGAUUAUGCUAAAAGUCAUGCAUGUGAGGCAUUAGAUCGUGAUAUAAAAGCAGAAAUUUAUUCACAAACAGAUGCUGAAAAACAACAAGCUGUUACUAUAUCAGAACAAGAAAAACAAUGGACUAGUCAAGCCUAUGAUUAUGAAUAUAGAUUUUGUGGUCAUUGUAAUACUACUACUGAUAUCAAAGAGGCAAAUUUCUUUGGCAGUAAUGGUCAGUAUAUUGUGGCUGGUUCUGAUGAUGGGUCAUUUUUUAUUUGGGAGAAAGAAACAACUAAUAUAGUAAGAGUUUUACGAGGGGAUGAUUCUAUAGUCAACUGUUUACAACCACAUCCAAGCUAUUGUUUACUAGCUACUAGUGGUAUUGAUCCUGUUGUCAGAUUAUGGAGUCCUAGGCCUGAUGAUGGAUCAAAGAAUGAACGUGAAAUUGAUAAUUCAGAUGAUGCUGCCUCAGCUAAUCAGAAGAGAAUGAAUGCUGAUCCAUUAGAGAUCAUGUUAAUGAACAUGGGUUAUAGAAUAACUGGCUUUUUAGAUGUUGAUGAUGAGGAAAAUGAUAGAGCUGAACAUCAACAAGUCAAUUGUCGA